Rhinolophus ferrumequinum (greater horseshoe bat) is the source of this 2926-nucleotide messenger RNA. RefSeq names its product NUF2 component of NDC80 kinetochore complex (gene NUF2). The transcript is spliced from 14 exons. The record is from RefSeq and is a predicted model, not a curated record. Bases 157 to 1551 code for a protein of 464 amino acids. Gene Ontology annotation, biological process: meiotic chromosome segregation; kinetochore organization; mitotic spindle organization. Gene Ontology annotation, cellular component: kinetochore; Ndc80 complex. Gene Ontology annotation, molecular function: protein-containing complex binding. NCBI's taxonomy places the organism in Eukaryota, Metazoa, Chordata, Mammalia, Chiroptera, Rhinolophidae.
GAAGUGGGCGGAAAGGGCGGGGCUUCUGGGGGAGGCGGCGGGUUUAAAUUGUGACAACGGUCGGCGCUGAUCGUGUCCGGCUUUGCCUGUGGCUGCUUGGAGGUCUCGGCGUCGCCUGGAGCCGCCGGCGCGGGCGACAAGCUGGAGACUCCCAAGAUGGAAACUCUGUCUUUCCCCAGAUAUAAUGUUGCUGAGAUUGUGACUCAUAUUCGAAACAAAAUCUUAACAGGGGCCGAUGGUAAAAACCUCUCCAAGAAUGACCUUUAUCCUAAUCCAAAGCCUGAAGUCCUGCAUGUGAUCUACUUGAGGACCUUGCAGAUGGUGUACGGGACCCGCCUGGAGCAUUUCUACAUGAUGCCAGUGAACUCAGACGUCAUGUAUCCACAUUUAAUGGAAGGCUUCUUACCAGUCAGCAAUUUGUUUAUCCAUCUGAACUCGUUCCUUCCCAUCUGCCGGGUGAACGACUUUGAGACUGCUGAUAUUCUGUACCCAAAAGCCAAACGGACCAGUCGGUUUUUGAGUGGAAUCAUCAACUUCAUCCACUUCAGGGAAGCGUGCCGUGAGACAUACAUGGAGUUUGUGUGGCAAUAUAAAUCUUCUAUGGACAAAAUGCAGCAGUUAAAUGCCGCACACCAGGAGGCACUGAUGAAACUGGAGAGACUCGAUUCUGUUCCAGUGGAAGAGCAGGCGGAGUUCAAGCAGCUUUCAGACGAAAUCCAGGAGCUGCAGCAACUGCUGAAUCAAGACUUUCGCCAAAAAACGGUAUUGCUGCAAGACAAAAAUGCCCAGAAGAAAUCUGAUAUUUUAGAGAAAACCAAGCAUUUGAAUGAAAUAAAAUUGUCAGUGGUUUUUCUGAAAGAAUCACAGGAGAGUUUGAAAACGAAAAUUGUGGAUUCUCCAGAGAAGCUAAAGAAUUACAAAGAAAAAAUGAAAGAUACAGUCCAGAAGCUUAAGAAUUCCAGGCAAGAAGUGAUGGAAAAGUAUGAACUCUACCGAGACUCGCUGGACGGCCUGCCUUCCUGUCAGCUGGAAGUGCAGUUGUAUCAGAAGAAAAUACAGGACCUCGCAGACAACAGGGAUAAACUGGCCAGCAUCUUAAAGGAGAGCCUGACCUUGGAGGACCAGAUUGAGAGCGGCGAGUCAGAGCUGAAGAAGCUGAAGGCUGAAGAACAUUCCCUGCGGAGACUGACGAGUGUGAAGAAGGACAGACUUGCCACCACACAGUUCAGAAUGAACAAGAAGCAUGAGGACGCGGAGCAGUACAAGCGCACCAUGCUUGAAGAUUGCAAUAAAGUUCAAGAAAAAAGAGGUGCUGUCUAUGAACGUAUAACCACAAUUAAUCAAGAAAUCCAGAAAGUUAAAUUUGCAAUUCAACAACUAAAAGACACCACUGAGAGGGAGAAGCUGAAGUCCCAGGAAAUAUUUCUGAACUUGAAAGGUGCUUUGGAGAAAUACCACGAAGGCAUUGAAAAGGCGACUGAGGAGGGCAGUGCUGAGCUGGAAGGGAAGAUGGGGGAGUUGAAGAAGAGGAUGCUCAGAUUGCCGACCUGAGUAGCACGAGGACGUGUCUGUGUAAAUAGCUCUUCCAUGUGUUACUUUUGUUGGAAGUUAGUGGAAACAAAGUGAAGUUAGUGGAAGCAUCAGCAGUACUGCAUAAUGUAAGCCUGACCACUUUUCUAUACUCAUAAUUGUGAUUCUGUAAGGUAGCACAUUUCCUGUAGAGCUUUACUAACUGAUAAAGGUGUGUGGCUGUUCCUGACUGACCCGCCCCUUUUUGUAUGUAGUGGCACAAAGAUCUAUUGUUUCUAUGUACCAAUAACGAGCAGAAGGCGAAAUUAAGAAAAUCCCAUUUACAAUUGCAUCAAAACAUCAAAUACCUAGGAAUAAAUUUAACCAAGGAGGUAAAAGACCUGUACUCUGAAAACUAAGACCGUGAAGGAACUGAAGAAGACACAGAUGAAUGGAAGGAUGUACCUUGCUCGUGGAUAGGAAAGAUGAAUAUCAUUAAACUGCCCUUACUGCCGAACAUAAUAUACAGAUUCAGUGCAAUCCCUUUUCAAAUACCAAUUCUUUUCAAAUACUAACUCUUUUCAGAAUUAGAACGAAUCCUAACAUUUAUACAGAACCACAAAAGACCCCAAAUAGCUAAAGAAAGUUUAAGAACAAAGUAUCACAUUCCCUAAUUAACAAAGCUAUAAUAAUCAAAAUAUGGUACUGGCAUAAAAACACAAACAGAUCAAUGGAACAAAAUAGCCCAGAAAUAAAUCCUCACUUAACAUGGUCAGUUGAUCUGUGGCGAAGGAGACAAAAAGAUACACUGUGGAGUAAAGACAGCCUUUUCGAUAAGUGGUGCUGGGAAAACUGGACCCCGUUCUUACUCCACACACAAGAAUAAACCCAAAGUGGAUUAAAGACAUACAUGUUAGAUCUGAAACCAUAACACUCCUAGAAGACAACAGAGGCAGUGAACUCGGGCAACACUCUUAGCGCUCUCUUUUUGGCUAGGUCUCGGGCAAGGGCCACAAAAAGGGGACCACAUCAAACUAAAACGUUCCUGCACAGUACAGGAAACCAUCAAAAGGAAAAACAGCCUAGUGAAUGGGACAAUACUUGCCAAUGAUACAUCCCAUAAGGGGUUAAUAUCUAAAGUAUAUAAGGAACUCAGAGAAGUCAACACCAAAAACAAUCCAAUUAAAAAAUGUGCAGCAGACCUGAAUAGACAUUUCUCCAAAGAGGACACAGAUGGGGCAACACACAUGAAAAGAUGCUCAACAUCACUAAUCAGGGAAAUGCGUCCAAAAACCACAAUGUGGUAUCACCUCCUCUGUCGGAAUGGCAUCACCAAUAAAUCAACAAACGUGGCGAGGAUGUGGAGAAAGGGAACCUUGGUGCUCUGUUGGUGGGGUUGAAAAUUGGUGCAGCCACU